Molecule: messenger RNA, 1591 nt
Organism: Teleopsis dalmanni
Lineage: Eukaryota; Metazoa; Arthropoda; Insecta; Diptera; Diopsidae
Product: serine-rich adhesin for platelets-like
Exons: 3
Source: RefSeq, a predicted model, not a curated record
UUAGAUGAUUCAACGACAUCAGAAAUUUCAAUAUCGACCACUGAAUCAAUCACGUCUACAGAUUCAAACACAUCUACAGUCACAGAUUCGACAGUAACCAUUUCAACAACGAUCAACACAUCUACAGAUUCAAACACAUCUACAGUCACAGAUUCGACAGUGACCACCUCAACAACGGUGUUAGAUGAUUCAACGACAUCAGAAAUUUCAAUAUCGACCACUGAAUCAAUCACGUCUACAGAUUCAAACACAUCUACAAUCACAGAUUCGACAGUGACCACUUCAACAAUGGUGUUAGAUGAUUCAACGACAUCAGAAAUUCCAAUAUCGACCACUGAAUCAAUCACAUCUACAGAUUCAAACACAUCUACAGUCACAGAUUCGACAGUGACCACCUCAACAACGGUGUUAGAUGAUUCAACGACAUCAGAAAUUUCAAUAUCGACCACUGAAUCAAUCACGUCUACAGAUUCAAACACAUCUACAAUCACAGAUUCGACAGUUACUACUUCAACAAUGGUGUUAGAUGAUUCAAGGACAUCAGAAAUUCCAAUAUCGACCACUGAAUCAAUCACAUCUACAGAUUCAAACACAUCUACAGUCACAGAUUCGACAGUAACCAUUUCAACAACGGUGUUAGAUGAUUCAACGACAUCAGAAACUUCAAUAUCAACCACUGAAUCAAUCACGUCUUCAGAUUCAAACACUUCUACAGAUUUAAACACAUCUACAGUCACAGAUUCGACAGUGACCAUUUCAACAACGGUGUUAAAUGAUUCAACAACAUCAGAAAUUCCAAUAUCGACCACCGAAGCAAUCACGUCUAUAGAUUCAAACACACCUACAGUUACAGAUUCGACAGUGACCAUCUCAACAAGAGUGUCAGAUGAUUUGAUAACAACAGAAAUUUCAGCAAUAAUAUCAAGAAAUCUAGAGGUCACAUUCGAAUCAAUAUCACCUAAAAAUAAUGAAGUCGUAUUAAAUAAUAAAUCCACUUAUCAUACGUCAUAUGAGUUGAAGAGUGAUGAAUUGACGAAUGUGCCAAUCUCAACACAAGAAGUCGUAACUACGAGCCCAACCAAUACAAAACAAGAUGUCCAUAUCAGUCGAGUUGCUCGUGCCGUUCCGGUAUCAUCGGCAGCAAUUUCACUGAAAGCUCCAACUGAUCUUUUAUUCAAACGAAAACUGAACAAACGUGCAAUUAAUGCACAAACAAAUAGCAGUACAACAGCUCAUUGUUAUAUGGUCAAGUUAUCUGGUGCAAAGAAAUCGAAGGUAAGCCGUGGAUGUUUAAGAUUGAAACCAGGGGAAGCUGCUUGUGAUCAGCUCAAUAAGAAAUAUAAUAACAAAGUUAACCAUUGUUUCGUUUGUACAAAUGAUAAAUGCAACAACGGUAUCGUUCUGAAAGUUUCCUUUAGUGUAAUACUUGUCACAUUUAUUUUGCAAUUCGUCCAAUUGAAGUAAAUAUAAUAAAAACUUCUCUUAAAUAUAGAAAAAGAAGGUUUGGACUACUCUCCCAAAUCUACUUUAAACGGAUAAUUAGUUGAUCUUGAUAAUUAGGCUCUUAAUUAAUUAUAUUACUAAGUUUUUA